CCCCCCCCAUCUUCUGGGGUCUCCCUUCACGCCAGCCCCCGCCCGGAUCUACACACACACUCCUCUUCUCCUGCUUUCCCCCCGUCCCUUUUGUCUUUGCCUCCCUUUGCGCCCCCCUGUCGCAUUUGGUGACCGGCGACAUGGCCACCUCGAACGACCCCGGCUCGCCGCAGUCGCUCUUUUCCCUGCGCUCGGUCACCUCCUCUCGGCUCUCUAUCCGGAACUCCUUCGUCGGGGGAGGCGGCGGCGGUGCCGGGGGCAGCGGCAGUGCCGGCGGCGCCCCGUCCCGAUCGGAAGGGCUCUUCUCGUCGACCUCCGGCUUCGGCUCGCCCACCUUUGCCUCCUUUACUGGGGGCUCCAGCGGGGGCUCCAGCCAGACACCUGGUGCCGGCUCGGGUCCCGGUGUCGGUGGCACCCCCCACUUGGGGGACUCCUUCUGGUCGGAGUAUGCGGCUGGCGUCUACUUCCUCCGCAGGCGCAUGCUGCGCCGGCCUGAUAUCCCGCGGGCGCGUGCCCAAUUCCUGAGGGUCCUUCUGGGGAGCGACCACCCGACCGGCAGGCCGGCAGAUGCACCGCACCCCUUUGACCUGCGUGCGGCUUGGGAGUCCGAGUACCCGAUGCUCGCGGGGCUUGCCUGCCUGUCGCUGGCUCGUGCCAGCACCGAUCACCUGCCUGACCCGGUCCCGAUCCUGGCUGCUGCCAACCGCUUUGCACUGGCGCACCGCGAUGCCUCAGCCGCACCGCUAGGCAGCAGUAGCGCCGGCCUGGCGGCAGGCCCCGGGCGCAGCUGCACCGGUUCCCAGGCCACCACCCUCGGCCCCGACGCUCUGGACGCUUGUGAUCUCUAUCUUCUUGCGGCCUAUCUCUUUGCCCGGCGCCAGGCCGUGUACCUGGCGGUUUACUGCCACACCAUGUGCGCAGAUCUCAUUGAGCGUUCGGGCCAAUCCGCUCUCGCUGGUGAUCACUAUGCAGUGGCUCUGCGUUUGCUUCUAUUGCCGUGCUAUCUCCAUCGGGCAGCUUCACUGCCGAGUCUCUUCAACUUCCACCAGAAGUCCCUGCCUCCCUUCGAUGUGACGCGGCUCUCGUCGCCCUUCCGGGCGCUCGCUGGGCGCCUGGCCGCCCGGCGAGCCUGGCUGCUGGCGGCCAACUUCACCGGCACUUCGACGGGAUGCACUUGUGCCGGGUGUCCGUGCUGCGUGUGCGGCCCUGCCGGCCUCGGGGGCCUGGCCGGACAAGCGGUCUCCCCAGCGACCAGCCUUGUUCCCCGGCAAUGCCUGGCCCCGGGGGACUUUGUUUCGGCUCCCGUGGCGACUGUCGGGGCCCUGCUGGAUGUGGUCCCUGUGGGCCUCGUCGCUGGCUUCUUCCGCGAAGCCAACUUCUCGGAGGAGGCUCGCGCGGCCCUGCUCUUCGCUCUGUAUGAUGCAUGUCUCGUGCAUGGGCCCGGCCCCGCAGGCACCUCCUGGCUCGCUAGAUUUACCGUGGCCCGACGUCUGCUCGGCGCCACUGGCCACACAUCAAUUCGCUCGAUCAUCCAAGGGCAUCAAGCGGGCCAGCCACCGGAGUUGCUUCCUCACCCGGCCGGCCCUGAUGCCCCAGCUCGCGAUGAAUACUCCAUGUUCUCGCUGACCCCCUCGGUCGAGGCCCUUUACUCACCCAUGAUCCCGACCACCCCCCCUGAGGUCGCUGCUGCCCUGCGCACUUUGUGGUUUGAUUUGGGCCUGGCCGACUCCGACUGGUUCCUUGGCGGUCCGGCGGUUGCCCAUGCCGGGCUUAGCUCCGAGGAUGUGAUCGCCCGGCAACAGGCUUUCGACUUCGGUUCCCCCCUGGGGCCAUUGCUGAGGCUAUGCUGCCCGGCUGAUUGCGCGACUCUGCUGUCUCAGUCGGGUCUCUUCCCGGAGGAAACUCUCCCCUCGAGCCGCAUGGCCAGCGAUCUGGCUGAUGCUUUUGCUCCCCUCGGUGGACGGGCCCCGGGAUUUGUUCUCCAAACGAUGUCCCCCAGCGGCGGGUGUCCCAGCGUUUGGGCGUCACUGGCUCGCGCCCUGUAUGCUGUGGUGGCGGUUUGCAGCCACCUUGACAGUGAGUAGCCCACUCAGCAUCUCCUCUCUCCUUCUCGCCUGUCUCUGGCUUUCGCCGCUUCAAAUAUCAACACCCCAAAAGCCA
Molecule: messenger RNA, 2160 nt
Organism: Fonticula alba
Lineage: Eukaryota; Rotosphaerida; Fonticulaceae
Exons: 7
Coding region: 141-2084 (647 amino acids)
Source: RefSeq, a predicted model, not a curated record